Molecule: messenger RNA, 510 nt
Organism: Lodderomyces jiufengensis
Lineage: Eukaryota; Fungi; Ascomycota; Pichiomycetes; Serinales; Debaryomycetaceae
Exons: 1
Coding region: 1-510 (169 amino acids)
Biological process (GO): translational termination
Cellular component (GO): mitochondrion
Molecular function (GO): translation release factor activity
Source: RefSeq, a predicted model, not a curated record
AUGUUCAAACAAUUCAUACGGCAAAUUACAACUUCAUCAAUCAAACCAUAUGCAAUUCCAAAGAAAAAUAAAUUACCGCAACGACCACUAUGGCUAGUCAAAGAAGACGAAAUAGAGGAAAAAUUUAUAAAAUCAGGGGGUCCAGGAGGUCAAAAAGUAAACAAAGUUAAUACAAAAGUUGAAAUUAGACAUUUACCUACAAACAUUAUAGUUUCAUGUCAAGAAUCAAGAUUACAAGAAAGAAAUAGAAUUAAAGCAAGAGAAAUAUUAGCAUUGAAAUUAGAUGAUUUAUAUAAUCCAGGUACAAGUAGGAAUGCCGUAUUAAAAGAGAGAGCUCAAAAAGUUAAACAAAAUAAAUCAAAAAAGAGUAAUCGAAAAUACAAGAAGUUGGAUGAAGAGAAACAAAAACAAAAAGAAUUGGAGAAUGAUGAAAGUGAAUUAGACAUUAAUGAUGAAUUCGAAGACUUCAUUAAAGAUGCUAAAGUUGAUCUACCACUUAAGAAUAUCUAG